This is a messenger RNA of Xenopus tropicalis (tropical clawed frog), 7157 nucleotides long. It is a transcript of the gene mcf2l, whose product is annotated as MCF.2 cell line derived transforming sequence-like. The transcript has 32 exons. NCBI's taxonomy places the organism in Eukaryota, Metazoa, Chordata, Amphibia, Anura, Pipidae. Gene Ontology annotation, cellular component: cytoplasm. Bases 605 to 4234 code for a protein of 1209 amino acids. Gene Ontology annotation, biological process: intracellular signal transduction. Gene Ontology annotation, molecular function: guanyl-nucleotide exchange factor activity. The record is from RefSeq and is a predicted model, not a curated record.
UCUUUCCUUCCUCACACAAGAUCUAUUGCAAAACACAGCUCUUCACACAGAACCUUCCUCUCUUCUUAUCGUGAAUAGGUGUUCUCUUGCCAUUCUUUCUUUCUUAUAAAGCUGCUUUUGGUGUCCAGUGGCUGAUGAACCUUUAGGGACAGGAUGAUUCUCCGACUGACAUAUUCCUUGUAUUGGGACAGUGCAAAUUAGAUUUUUGCCUUUUAUAAGAUAUGUAUAUAGUACCCUAUCAGCAGAGAGAACCAACAAGGACUUGAAAAUGAAUGCAGAGCAGCUUCAUGGGAUGUUAGGAGUGUGAAGAACGGCAAAGUUAACUGCACAGGAAAGGUGGUUUAAACCACUGUGAAACAGAGACGUUGCUUGCAAAACAAAAGUGACUUAUCAGGCUGUUAUGGAAUGGUCUUAUUCCUGACUACUUUGCUACUUCAUCCAGAGGUGGAAUUUCAUGAUCUUCUCAAAGGAUUACAAAUAUGUUAAUGCAAUUUUAUACCAGUGAUUACCCCUGUUAAAUUAUUUGGGUUCAGUCUGAGCUUCUCUGCUGUGUAUAGUAACUUACUGUAAACAGUAACAUGAGAAUAUAACCAAAGGGGCACUCAUGGCUCAGCAAAGAAGAGAGAGGCACGAGGGCCAGCACAAUGGUAGGUUCUCCUCACGAGUGACUCAUGUACUUCACAGUGCGUCAGCCUCGGUUCUCCGCUCCCUACCCAGGAGAGGAUGGAAGAAAAGCGCCCAUGCCGCUUAUUUUGAUGACAUCAUGCAACAGGAGACCUUUCCAAUCUGUGCAGCCGAUAUUGAGGAUCAGCUAAGAAAGCAGUUUGCCUACUUGUCAGGUGGAAGAGGGGAAAAUGGCUGUCCAGUCGUCACAUUCCCUGAAUACCCAGCAUUUAGCGAGAUUCCAGAAAAAGAGUUCCAGAAUGUACUCACCUAUCUGACAAGUGUCCCAAUUUUACAAGAUGCGGGAAUUGGCUUCAUCUUAGUGAUAGACAGAAGGCUGGACAAAUGGACCUCAGUGAAAGCCUCUAUCCUGAGGAUUGCGGCAUCUUUUCCUGGGAAUUUACAGCUUGUUAUAGUCCUGCGCCCAUCAGGACUAUUGCAGCGCACCCUCUCGGAUAUUGCAUUCAAAUUCAACAAAGAUGACUUUAAAAUGAAAGUACCGAUCAUAAUGCUGAAUUCAGCAACAGAACUCCAUAGUUAUAUUGACAAGACCCAGCUGACUCGAGAUCUUGGUGGCACUCUGGAUUACUGCCAUACUAACUGGCUCUCACAUCGCACUGCUAUUGAAAACUUUGCUGUCAUGGUGAAACAAACAGCCCAAAUGCUCCAGUCUUUUGGGACAGAGCUGGCAGAGACAGAGCUGCCAAAUGAUGUUCCCUCUACAAGCUUGCUGCUCCACGCACACACAGAGAAAAAGGAAAAAAUGAAGGAUCACCUUAAGAUAGCACUGACACAGGGAUGUGACAUUUUGAACAAGAUCAUGGAGCCACGUAAAGAGAACCCUGAGUAUAGGAUGAAUCAGGACCAACUGGAUAACCAAACUACUGUGGAAAGGCUUCUUUUGCAAUUAAAUGAAACAGAAGCUGCUUUUGAUGAGUUUUGGUCUAAACAUGAACAGAAGCUUGAACAGUGUUUACAGCUGCGUCAUUUUGAGUUAAACUUCAGAGAGAUUUCUACAAGUCUGGAUGGUAUUUCUGAGAGGCUAGAAGCUUUUACAGAUGUUGGAAACAGCUGCUCCCAUGCUGAACACAUCCUGAAGGACUUCUGUAACUUUGAAGUUAAAUCCCGAGAAGUUUUACAGACAGCCCAGAAUUUAGUCAGAGAAGGUGAUCAACUCAUUAAAAGUAAUCACUAUGCUGUGGACUCCAUUCUUCCAAAAUGCGACGAGAUUGGUCACUUAUGUGACAGCAUUAGCAACACUAUUCAGCAGAGACGGCAAAACCUUCACAAAUCCUUGGAACUUCACAGACAUUUGGAGAAGACAAUGAAGUGGUGUGAUGAAGGGAUUUUCUUGCUGGCGUCCCAACCUGUGGAUAAGUUCCAGUCUCAGGAUGGGGCCGAAGCUGCACUUCAGGAGAUUACAAGGUUUCUAGAGACUGGAACAGAUAUAACCAUGAAAGAUUUGGCUUUCAUUUUGAAGAUGUACAACUCGAUUCUCACUCCAGAACUCCAGGAACAUGUCAAUAAGGUAUACCAGAAGCAGGAAAGCAUGCAGGAGAUGUUUGAGAAAAGGAAAGGUAGCCUUAGAAAACUUGCAGCAAAGCAAACCAGACCUGUCCAGCCUGUUGCACCUAGACCAGAAGCAAUUUCCAAGUCUCCUACCUCCUCUCCAGGUCUUCAUAGGUCUUCUGAAAGCAGAUAUAGCUCAGGAAGUAUUCAACGACGGAUAAAUUAUCGCAGAGCCAAGAGCGAAGUGGAUGGUAGUCAGAUGAGAAGUACAUCAGUGAUGGAAGACGAAGAAAAUCUAGCAGUGUUAAGAAGACAUGUCAUGAAUGAACUUAUUGAGACAGAAAGGGCAUAUGUGGAAGAACUUCUAUCUGUGAUUGAGGGUUAUGCUGCUGAAAUGAAUAAUCCUCUAGUGAUGGACCUUAUCCCCUCAGUGCUCCAGAAUAAGAAGGAUGUUCUUUUCGGCAACAUGGAAGAAAUUUACCAGUUUCAUAACAGAAUAUUUCUGAGAGAGCUGGAACAUUAUAGAGACUAUCCAGAACUAGUGGGAAGGUGUUUUUUGGAAAGGAUGGAAGAUUUCCAGAUCUAUGAAAAGUACUGCCAGAACAAGCCACGGUCAGAGAGUUUGUGGAGGCAAUGCUCCGAUGCUGCUUUCUUCCAGGAUUGCCAAAAGAAACUGGACCAUAAACUCAGCCUGGAUUCCUAUCUUCUAAAGCCGGUGCAAAGGAUAACAAAGUAUCAGCUUCUGUUAAAGGAAAUGCUUAAGUAUAGUAAAAACUGUGAAGGAGCUGAAGAUCUUCAGGAAGCACUUGCCUCUAUAUUGGGCAUUCUUAAAGCUGUCAAUGAUUCCAUGCAUCAGAUAGCAAUCACUGGAUAUGAGGGGAACUUACAUGAACUUGGUAAACUCUUAAUGCAAGGAUCAUUUAAUGUAUGGACAGAGCACAAGAAGGGCCAUUCCAAAGUAAAGGACCUUGCUAGGUUUAAACCAAUGCAAAGACACCUGUUUCUGCAUGAAAAAGCUGUGCUGUUCUGCAAGAAGAGGGAUGAGAAUGGGGAGGGCUAUGAGAAGGCACCAUCCUACAGCUACAAACAUUCCUUGAAUAUGAUGUUUGUUGGAAUUACUGAGUAUGUAAAAGGAGACAAUAGGAAAUUUGAAAUUUGGUACAACGCAAGGGAGGAGGUUUAUAUUGUGCAGGCACCAACCACAGAAGUAAAGGCCACCUGGGUAAAUGAAAUCAGAAAGGUGCUGACAAGCCAGUUAAAGGCACACAGAGAUGCCAGCCACCAUAAAUCGGCAGAGCACGCAAACAGCUUACCUACUCCUCUCCCAUCCAGUACUAGUCCCCUGAGAAACAAAUCUGGGAAGAUCAAAAAGCUGGAGGAAAGAAAAACUGAGCCUUUAUUGAAUCCGGAUGUCUCCUUAACAUCUGUACCAAAAUACCUUGAAAAAGGCAAAGAUGGCACAGUAACUAGUCCUACCUCAGACUCUUCUGCCUUGUCAAAAAAGCGGUUCACUUUGCAGGGUUUUUCAAACCUCAAAAGUCAGAAAGCCUCUCCUACCAGCCCAGACAAAAAAGCUAAACGCCAUGAAGUAAAGAGUGACCCAACUCCCUUUGGUUUAAGAGGUUGGAACAGAGCAUCACAUUCACUUGAUGUCUCUGAAGAAAAUAAUGAAGAUUGGUCUAGCGGAGAGGAUCCAAUUAACUCUUCAGAUGCAGAAGAAGAUGGAGGAGGUGAUGCACCAGAGAAAAAGCUAACUCCUGGUAAAUAUACUGUUGUGGCUGAUUACGAGAGAGGUUCAGAUGAGCUGCUGGUAAAGAGUGGAGAUCUUGUUCACAUAAUACAUGAAGAGGAUGGUGGAAUGUGGUAUGUGAAGAACCUGAGUACCAAUAAGGAAGGUCUGGUACCUGCUAGCAACCUAAUGACUCUCAUAGGCACUUCCAAAUCUGCCCUCUCUUUAAGCAGCUCUGAAUCGGGACCCGCUUCAAGCACUUUAAGCACAUCUUCUAGCUGUAGUGAGAGCUGCAAUGCAGGCACCACCAGUUUCUCUGAUAUCAAGGGUUGAGCCAAAGCUCCAUGUAUGGAAAAUGUGAACCAGUGCUGAGAGUCCAGAAGGAAGGAGGAGAGAGAAAAGGCACUUCCCCUUCAAGUACAGCAACAUGAGCUGCUGGACCAGCCACUACACAUUCUGUCUCCUUAACCCACAGCAGUGCUUUCCAUCAAAUGCAUGCUAGCAGACCGAGCUGUCAGCUAGAGGAGUAGUAAGAAAUGGGACUAAGGGUGACCUGUGUCAGAGAAAUCUGCCUUCAAAUGCCGCACUUAUUUGAAGAAUCGUUUACAGCUCUAAAAAAAUAAAAUGUAAAGUGUUUACAAAGAAACAUUUUACCCUGCUACAAAGAACUUUAUCCCUGCUGUGGAACAUGAUGGCAUCCUUGGAUUCCGUGGCUCUGUACAAUUCUAAUGAAAGGAUUAAAAAACAAGCAAAACUGUUUUGCUUUUUAGACCUUUUUUAUGUGCAGUGGGGCUUUUUGCCACUAAUUAAUUUCUAAAGGAAUACCACUUUUACAAGAUUCAAUUUACUGAAAUAUUUGAUACAAAGUUAUUUUUCCACAGUCUUAAAGCCAACAUUUGUAAUUGUGGACUAGUAGUCUUUACAUUUUCUAUGGUUUUUUUUUGUGUUGGAUAAAAUUGCUGCUCUCCCAUUCAUGCUGUGUCUUAGCAUGUUGAAGCAUAUAAUGGCUUCCCUCUAACAUAUUUCUUUGGCUGGAAAGACUGGAAGAAAACACAGCUACAGCAGAUUUAAUGCAUGACAUUUUAUUAUACCAGAAUAGUAACAUGAGUCAGAUAACCUGUCCCUGUGCUGAGCCCUAAUAGUCACUAGUCACUACUGACUGGGUAUGGAUCAUGCCACUUUGGUUCUCUUUCUUCACUGCCAUAAAUGUUCCAUUGUUUGCUUACACUUAGUACAACAAAAUCAGAAGUGUUACUGACCCAUAACACACUAAAGCACCCACAAACAUUUGUUUGUAAAUAUAUAAAUAUAUAAAAAUGGGGAACUGCAGUUAAAAACAAUAAAUAUGGAUACAGAGAAUAAUUAAGGGUGUUGCCAAAUAUUAACACCGUCAGUAAAACUGUAGGAUCCUAAUGACCUUCUGUGUGGUGUCACAGGGAACUGUAAACCAGCUGAGGAGGUCGAAUCUUAAAAUUGAAAAAAGAUUGAAUCUAUUUUCAGCUGAAACCUGAAAGGCUUCUAAGUCAGAUUGUACAGACUGAAAGAUUUUUACAAGCUGUAUAUUAAUGUAUGUAUAUGUAAACAUAUAAAUGUAUGCCUUUGCACAGUGCUUAAUGGGUAACAUUCUUCAUAAACCAGCCAUUUACUCAGUUCAGAGGAUGAGCUGAAUAUGUGCACACCAAGGAUGCAUCCAGCAAUCACAGGUCUACACCAUUUCAGUUGCUGAUGUUUCCAGAUUAUUGUAAAGCAAUCAUUUCAGCAUGGUUUUGAUAUAAUAUGCCCUAUUUUUAUUUCUUUAAGUGCAAUAAAUAGCCAUAUGUUAUAAGCUGAGCCACCCCUACACCUCUUAAAGAUUUGUCUAUCAACAGGCUUUCUAGAAGAGCGCAGUUGGCUCUAGAGUGGAAUACGUGGCCUCUGGUUAUUCUGGCUUUGUGAACAAAUUUGCAUUAGCCUUAAGAUGGCUGCACAUAAGCAAUAUGUUUGGCCAAUCUAACCACAUUGACCUGCCUUUAGCCUUUUGAAGACUAUGAGUGCAAUCUAUUUGAAUCUCCUAGCCAGUUACUUAUUGACUUUAUAUUUUAACAGGAAGUCUGUUACCCUCAAAUUUACAGUAGGGAUUUAUCCCCUGUAUUCUAACUUACCUUUGUGAAUUAGUUUCAAUGCCAGAACAUUUUCAGAUUCAGUUGCUGUUCAAAAUCACCAGUGCCACAUGUUCUAUUCAAGGGAUCAUCUUUAUUGGCUUUGAACCUUGUCAUUGAACACCUCAAUUAAUUCCUUAAUACUGCCUUGUGUAAUAUGGACUAACCCAUAUCUAUAUAUGUGUACAUUAAGGGCCUAUUAAAAAAAACAGUGUAAAAAGCUGUUUAAAACAAAUGGCGAAUUUUGGUGUCCAAAUGCCAGAUUUGGCGCCUUUAUUUUAUGCAAUUUCUGGCAGACUAAAAAAUUACACUGUUUUUCGCCGCAAAGACUGGCAAUGUAUGCCGAAUUCUGUCGCCGUUUUUUACACAGCAUAAUAAAUAGGCCCCGUAGGAACGUUGAUUAUCUUGGUGAGUAGUAGCAGGUCUAAUUUGUUUUUCUUUUCUCCCUGCAGUCGUUUCUUGGGACCAUUAUUGUUUCCAUGUGUCUUAAAAGGGAAAUAUAUCUUAUUAAUUUACUUUCAUAUUUUCCACAAGACUUUAACAUUCUGCAUAUUGUAUGAUUGCUUAAAGAGAGACUAUCAACAAGAAGAGCAAAUAUACCUUAUAUUUUUGACCUAUAGAUGGUGCUGUUCUGGAAGAAUGUCUCUGCUAAUUCAAGUCCAUUUGUAUAAUCAAGUAUGGGGUGAAAGAACAUACGUUAUCAUCCAUUAAAAGAAAAUAAAUGUAACAUUCAAGUUAAUUUAUAAAAAGGAUAUAUUUUUUGUGUAAAACUCAUUUCAGAGGCCAAGACAAUCUCUGACACCCACUGUUAAUACUAAACAAGCGUAAAACUUGUUAUUAGCAAUUUGCACAGAUGUUGGCUUCUCAACUAUGCUGUAAGUUAUUUGUAAAUAAUUUGUAAAUUAUUAGACUGUUCUUAAUGAUAUUGUGUAGAUAGACACUGUGCAAAGCUUUCUCCUGUCACUGUCAUGUGUAUAUUGAUUUCUAAAUACUUGUGACUGCACUUUACAGGCCACACCUCAUAUGCUUUUAUUUUCUACUGCCGAUGUAAAUUUCAGAAUGCAAUGUGAAAUAUUGUUUUAUGAAAGUUUACUGAAUACAUUUCAAUGUGUUACUUG